Molecule: messenger RNA, 1664 nt
Organism: Rubroshorea leprosula
Lineage: Eukaryota; Viridiplantae; Streptophyta; Magnoliopsida; Malvales; Dipterocarpaceae
Source: the annotation of a GenBank genome assembly
ACCGGACAAAAGUCGCAUAUCAGUCAACCCAAAACAUUAAACCCUCAAAACCGCCAAACUUCUGUAUUAAAGACUCCAUUUAAAACCACCAACGCCACCACCAUCUCCGAUCAUGAAGGUUACCGACAAGGCCCCAUCUCCAUCUCCAUCUCCAUCAUCCACCAGCACCACCUCAUCCGAGACUUCAACAUCGUCGCCACCACCACCCCCAUCAAGGAUCCCGGUGGACUUCAGCCCACCGUUGAUCGCCAUGGUGGUAGUUGUCGCGGCAGCAAUUUUAGUCAUAACAUAUUCUCGCCUCAUAUCCCGCCGGCUCCUCCCUUCCCUUCUACGCCUCCUCAGAUUUUUCAGACGCCGCCGUCCCCGCCGCCGUUACCUUCCUUCCACCACCACCGACCUUGAGUCCCUCCCUCCAUCCGAUUCAUUCGAGCUCCCACUUUCCCCUUACGGACUUGACGACUCUGCUAUAAAACGCCUCCCCCUCUCCCUCCACAACUCAAAAUCUAAAAUCAAAAGCCCAAAAGAUUGUGCGGUUUGCUUAUUGGAAUUCGAGGACGACGAGUAUGUCCGGACACUCCCCGUCUGCUCCCACGCCUUCCACGUGGACUGCAUCGACGUCUGGCUGAAGUCACAUGCCAACUGCCCCCUUUGCCGUGCCGUAAUAUUCGCGGCGGAAUCACCAUUUAUUCCGCUCAUGGCAGCCCGAAUACGACCGAGUCUCGAUGACCCUGUUUUGCUCAACACCAAUCUCGAUUCCCUCACCGAGACUCCUUUGCAAUCUCAUGCCACCACUAUAACGGAGAUUACCGAAGAACCAUCCCCAAGAGGAGGAAAUGUUAAUCUCAGUACCGAUUGCGAGGAAAAUAGAUUCGAUUUUGUACUGAAAAGAUCAUAUUCGUUUGGGUUUGAGAGGAAUUUGGCAGCGGAGAGGAUGCUAACGGAGCCAAACACGGCUUCCCCAUGGAGAUACCGGAGAGGGACGAACGGGUUCUGGAGCAAGCGUCCAUCUCCGUUUGGAUCAUUGAUGUCGAAACCGAGGGUGUUCUCAUUCAGGGGAAUAAAAGUGUCGCCUUUCUUCAGACGGAGAGGAUUCUUCCCGUUAUCGGAAUCCAGCGUGAGAUUUUCCGGCUCUGGUUCUUCGAGACGGAACAGGUCAAUGACGAGCCCGAUGUUCCCUCGAUCGGAGGCAUCAAGCGUGGCGGCAUUCUCGUCGAGUCGGCUGAGCGGAGGCAAACGGAUGGAGGUGGCGGAGGCCUGUCCGGCGAAACAAGGAAAGGCGGGCGUUAAUGGAGGCGGGGAGGGGCAUUCAAUGGAAAAACUGAGGAGAGAGAGAGACGCAGCGGUUCAUAAAUGUGAGGCUUUGGGUUGGGCAAUCUGGGUCUUGGACUCUUGGGGGCCUUUUAUGUGGGGAGUAUGGAUUCGGUUAGUCUACUUGCUACUCUAUUUUGAGCUCGACCCUGGCCCAGGGGUUUAUAUUCAUGAAUCAAUGGAAAGAGGCGGUGCUGGCGGCUGGGGCACUCAUUUGACAGCUUGACUUGACGCAAUUUUCCAAAACCAUGAGCAAUUGAGCACGCAUAGUCUUGGGCAUUAUCUUUGUUUUUCUUAUAGGGCGAAUGGUCAACUAUUUUAUAGUUUAAGGUGUAAAAUAAAAAUUUUUAAAUAAU